Molecule: messenger RNA, 1065 nt
Organism: Guyanagaster necrorhizus
Lineage: Eukaryota; Fungi; Basidiomycota; Agaricomycetes; Agaricales; Physalacriaceae
Exons: 4
Coding region: 231-911 (226 amino acids)
Source: RefSeq, a predicted model, not a curated record
ACCGUUUAUAUGCAGGUUGGCAGGUAUCCUAUAUCACUACACGCUAGUUCAUGGGCGAUACCAGCCGAGAACAAUGCAACCAUGGUCUCAAAAAGGCCACCGCUGCUUUAUUGUUCCUGUUCCGAUCCGCGCCCCUCUUUAUUCCUUUGUUCUGUUUGCUAUAAUAUAUAAGAUACACAGGGCGUGAGCUAUUUCUCCACACGAUCCUUCCCUCCACCAACGCACUAACAAUGUCUAUAUCCAAGUUAGAUUUCGCCGAACCAACCGACAAGACCCUUAUUUCAGACUAUGUCGCCGCUCAUAAUAUACCUCACACCGUUGCAUUCCAUAGGGGCACCUUUGAUUCGUAUAAUCUGCCUGCAAUCACGAAGCGGCUCUUCCCCGCAACAUCCAAUCCUGUUCCAAUUCCAUUACUUGCCAAUCAUGUUUGGGUAGCACAACUCAACGGAAACUGGAGACUUGAGCGGUACUCCACCGCCGAGACAUUUCCUGACCCGCCUGAAGGUGAUGUCGAAGAGAAUGAUUCGGUUCCUACGUUGGACUAUUACCCGCCUGACGGCCUCCCAGUCAACUCUAGCGUUGACCUGCCCGACGAGGCCCGCAAACUAGAAGAUGGGAGGUCAGAGGUACACGGCGCGCUGGCGGAGCUGAGGACGGCGGUCUCAAAAGCCGCCCUCCUAUACACGCAGGCCAGCCUAGCUCUAGAAGGGGAGAGAGCGAAGACUGCGUCGCUCAUGACGUUUGUUACAAGCAUCUGUGAGAAGGCAUACACGGAGAAGAUCAUGCGGAUAAUGAAUUUGGUAGAUACCAAUGAUGAUGCUAGCGAUCAAGAGAGCGGCGGCGAGUCUGGUGGCAACAUCAAAAGUAGCAGUAAUUUCACCCACAAAAAGAUCCAGCCUUCUCCGUGGUGAGCUGGGAUAAAUAAGGCGCAGUUUGGAGAUCUGGAUUGGGCGACAAAGAUGAAGGGAGCCUCAGACACUUUGAUAGAGGACGUGUACACCGUACUGAUGCCUCCUCCAAAGUAUGUCAUUCGCUCUGUCGUGUCUACGGUGAUAAAUGUCAACA